Molecule: messenger RNA, 1278 nt
Organism: Filobasidium floriforme
Lineage: Eukaryota; Fungi; Basidiomycota; Tremellomycetes; Filobasidiales; Filobasidiaceae
Exons: 7
Coding region: 1-1278 (425 amino acids)
Biological process (GO): regulation of transcription by RNA polymerase II
Molecular function (GO): protein dimerization activity; DNA-binding transcription factor activity, RNA polymerase II-specific; RNA polymerase II cis-regulatory region sequence-specific DNA binding
Source: RefSeq, a predicted model, not a curated record
AUGACACGAGAACUCGACGAACAACCAGAGAUGAUCGCCAUCAUCUCCCCCACGACUCCUGCCCCUCCCGACCUUCCCACCUCCAUCACCACUCCGGCUCUAGCUCCAGCCUUGCUGCCCCCAAUAAACGUACCCUCUCAUUCUCAAUUCACGGGUUAUGGGCAAGAUUAUCCCUCACGAUUUCAACUUGGAAUUCAGUCGGGCAGUGGGUUUGCCGCAGGGAGUUCAAGCCGGCCGAGGGGACAUACGGUAGCUGAUAGUCCGGGACAUCCUCCUUAUGAUAUCGCCAACGUGUUUGAGAACAUCCCUCGAGGCGUGUAUAAUCCCCCGGACGAUUUCCUACGUAAUCCUCGUCCUGUGCAUAGCCAUGUGAGGACUGGAUCCUCUUCAUCGCUUCCCGCGGAACACGGACGUUCCUUCGGUAUCGAGUGGUUCUCGUCCUCUCGCCAUGGCAUCGAAACUCCUCCUCCUGGCAGAGGGUCGGAAUCCCCAGCAUACCGUUCGCAUCCACAGUUUCCCUCGACCCCAGGGGCAAGCGGACCUCCCUCUCGCCGUUCGACCGAUGAAAGCAACUAUGCAUCCCCACCUAUCGCCACUAGCGACUACAGCGGGUCGUAUUUCUCUCAGCACAGUAUGCGGAAUCCGACCAGCCCGACUUCAGGAUUUACGGCCGCCAUGACCAUUACCGGCAGAGACUCGGGAUCGGGAGGAAGGAGGGAGAGCGUGACAGCGACGCAUCCGUAUUUGAUCACCUCGAGACGACCGAGUUUGGGUGAGGCGGUCGGAGUCGGAUCGGGCUAUGCUCGAGCGAGAAGUCCGCUCGGGAGUCUGGCGCAGAGGGUCCCGGAUACGAUGCAGAUCGAUCCCGCGGGUGGCGGCAGUGAGACGCGAAAACAAGAAGGUUUGGAAGGCUUACCCAAGCGGGACGUAGCUAACGAUCAGGCGAUACGCGCUAUGGUCAAGCAGCAACGAAUCGAGUCGGAACAAAGGAGAAGAGACGAUAUGCGCGAAGGCUUCCGCAGGUUGUACGAGAUCUUGCCCCCAAACUCCCAGAAGACCAAGACGGUGACACUCGAUCGAGCUAUCAAUCAUAUUGCGGCGAUGGAAGCGGCAAAUCGGGAGCUUCACGACACGGUCGCAAGGCUGAGGGCUGAAAAUCAGCAACUGCGCGACACAAACUACACGCUCGUCCGAACUCAAGCGAAGAGGCUAGGGGUCGAUGAGCUGGAGGACAACAUAGGAUUCCAGUUUGAGCAAGAUUACGGUCAUCGAGGAUAG